This is a messenger RNA of Anthostomella pinea, 492 nucleotides long. The record is from the annotation of a GenBank genome assembly. Lineage: Eukaryota; Fungi; Ascomycota; Sordariomycetes; Xylariales; Xylariaceae.
AUGACCACCCGCCUCCUCCCCCGCGCCCUCGCCGGCGCGCGCCAUUCCCACCACGCCCUAGGCGCCGGCCUGGGCCUCUCGCUCGGCACGGGCAUGAUGCUCUCGCGCAACUCGAAGCUGCGGUUCGACUCUCGAACCGUAUUGCACGCCGCGUCGUUCAGCUCGACGGACUCUCUGGGUGCAAAGGGGCAGCGGGAUGCGGAGAAGGGGGUUUUAAGCGCGGAGCUGAUGAGGCAGCUUUCGGGGGGUAGUAUUACUGGUUUCGCAGCAGGACUACUUGUGAGCGUGUUCUCGCGGACGCUGGUGCUUCUAUUGGGUCUUUCCGUUGUGGUGGUUCAGGUGGCGUCGCGAUACGGCAUCAACAUAGUCCAGCAACUGAGGUUGAAGCAGCGGCUAGGAAAUCCACGCGUACUGGCCGCUUUGGAGAAGGAUCCGGCAUUCAAGCUGUCAUUCGGAAUGUUCUUUGCCAUGUCGGCGUUUAUGCAAUUCUAG